Messenger RNA from Chlamydomonas reinhardtii, 1854 nucleotides. RefSeq lists its product as uncharacterized. The coding region runs from base 176 to 718 and encodes 180 amino acids. NCBI's taxonomy places the organism in Eukaryota, Viridiplantae, Chlorophyta, Chlorophyceae, Chlamydomonadales, Chlamydomonadaceae. The record is from RefSeq and is a predicted model, not a curated record. The transcript is spliced from 4 exons.
GUAAAUCGACGUAGACAUUCACUCAUUCUCACCAAUAUGAAUCAGAGUUGGCGUUCAUGACCUCAUCCCACCCCUCGUGGAUGACUUCGACGCUAAGCUGGGCCUGAGCAGCAGCAGCAACAGCCAACCCCUGGCUAUCUGUGAACUGUCUGCGGCAGAGUUCGUGGAGAAAGAAAUGGUGGUGGAGGUGAACCUCGGCAAAUCGCGUCGCCAGCAUGCCACCCUAGCGCAGCGGGUCGAGGAGCUCAGCACGCAGCUCACAGCGCUGAAGCACGAGACGAGCACGCAGCUCACAGCGCUGAAGCACGAGACGAGCACGGAGCUCAAAGCGCAAGAAGACAAGGCGAAUGAGCGGUUCAGUGCGCUUGAGCUUGAGAGCAAGCUGUACCGCACGGUCGCUCUGCGGUAUGUCAUGAGCUGCACGCACAACAAGCUCGAGGACCGCUUCGGCGGCAAGCCGGUUGCGAUGGCGUGGUCCGACUACGUGACGCAGCUGCGGCAGCAGCACCACGACUACUUCGACCAGCACGGCCUGAACGAGGCGUGCCUCGACCUGCUGGAGAAGGGUUUCGGCACACCUUACCCCGGGGAAAACCCGGCCGCGCACCGGCCGCCGCGGGACGUUGUCGCGCAGGCGGCCGUGGAGGAGCCGUUGUGGAACACCUUGUUUGCGUUCAUCGACAACCAGCACGUACGGCAGGCGCAUAUGGAGGCCUAAACCAGACCUGUGACUUCGGGUGCCGUUUCGUGCAAGCCGGUACCAUAAUGCAUCAGCGACGUGAUUAUGUUGUGCGAGUUCGGGGUGGCUGUGCAUCAACCGUUGCACCCGCGUGCACAUGUUCAUGUCCUCAUCCGAUAUUGUUGCGUUGUUGGCGUCCAUGGCUGCAUGGGGUUUAUGCAUGAUUCUGGAGGUUCCUGGGGCCCGGGUGGAUGGCGGCGACAGUGAGUAAGCAGAAUAAUGAGGAGGCAAGGCAAAAUACUACUGCUAUCAGCGGAGCUCCGCCAGCGCGGGUGGUAUCCAUCCAGCGGCUGUCCAAGGUCGAGGCCUGGAGAAUGACCAAUUUGUGCGCCAGAUGGCCGGCUACCUGCCCAUGUUCAAGGCGGCGUUGGGGGCAAGGUUGCAAAGGUCGAAGAGCUAGGACUGCAGCGAGGCGCACCCGCUGGCGGCGGUGCUGGCCACCCCCGGCGCCGCCGCGCCGCCAAGCCAACGGAGCGCAUACCGUACCACUAGCCAAGCGCUUCGACCGGCCCGACCAGGGGAGGUGGUCAUGACCGCCAUUGCCUAGGCUAGACACGAGCGCCGGCCUCCACCCGUUGUUGGCCUGCUUGGCGGGUGGCUGAAUAGCUAGCAUCACAGGCUAGCUCGCUAGCGGCUGUUUGGAUAGGGUGUUAGUGCACGCGGGCUGGUCGCAGACGGGUGCGGGGCGCGGUGCGGGGCGCGCGGGUGUUUUGGCCGAGGUGCGGCAGCGGUGCUAAUGUCUUGCUUUCACCCAUAGGAGACGCCGUUGGGGCAGGAAAGGUGUUGAGCGACACAAGAGCAAGGCGAGGAACCUGAUGGUUUCCGCUCGAGCGCAGCGAGUUGUCGGAAACCAAGGUUUCCUGCGCUCGGAGUGUGCACAGUUGUGGGCCCCGAAGGGGCGUGGCGUGUGUGUGUUUGUUGUUUGGGGCCCAUGCGCGGCAUGGGCGGUGGGCCCGGGUUAGUAGCGGAGCGCUGUGUCGCGCUCGCUACUUUGCGAGUUUCGUUCUGUCAGUACUGACGCCGUCGUCCCUGGCUACGCUCUAUCUUUGCGUGGCUACACGGCGGUUCGGGCUCGCUUUGCCCGCGUAUAUUUUCUUUUAAUGCUUCUCUACUUC